AUGAUUGUUCUUCAAGCUCUGACCAGUAUCAUCUUUGCUGCCCUUAACGUACGCGCCGCCUCUCCGGAAGUUCGACUGGGGAAAACCACAUUGAUCGGAAGGGAUGUGACGCUCUUGAGGCAAGACUUCUUUGGAGGAAUCCCUUUUGCAGAACCACCUCUUGGGAGCCUGCGCCUCCAACCUCCAGUGUUGAAGACAAGUCUUAACACCACUACAUUUGAUGCUAGCAAUUUUGGAUUUUCGUGCUUGCAGUCAGGCAUUCCUAUUGCCGAGCUCUCGGAAGAUUGUUUGACUAUAAAUGUUUUCCGGCCGUCUGGGGUAGAAUCAAGUGCUUCCCUCCCGGUGAUGUUCUGGACAUACGGAGGGGGUUUCCAAGAAGGGACUUCGGCUGAAUUCAACGCAAGUGCAAUCGUAGCACAAAGUGUUGCCCGGGGGACUCCCGUUGUCUACGUGAAUUUCAAUUACCGCCUCGGACCCUUGGGUUUCCCUCAAGGACAGGAGGCGGCGAAUCGCAAAGUCUUAAAUUUGGCACUGCACGAUCAGAUUGCAGCUUUGACGUGGGUUCAAGAAAAUAUUGGUGCUUUUGGUGGGGAUAAGAACAAAGUCACAGUAUUUGGAGAAAGCGCAGGAGCAAUUAUGACGGCCGUCCAGUUCUUGAAUCCUUCAUUUGCAAAUUUUGCAAGAGCAGCGAUUUUUGAAUCAGGUUCAGCUGCAAGUGCUCUGACAUUUAACGCCCAGCACCGACAGAUAGAUUGGGAUAAUUUCGUCGCAGGAGUUCCUGGAUGUGCGGAGCUCUCGAAAACGGAAAAUACAUUCAGCUGUUUGCAAUCUGUCAAUACUACAGCCAUUUUGAGUGGUCUACUCGUCGCCCAGAAUGAAGCACCAGAGGAGUUUCCAUGGAGUCCUACUAUCGAUGGAGAAGGUGGUUUCAUCCCAGAACUUCCCUCGUUAAUCUUUGCGAAGGGGACGUUUGCGAAAAUACCAUUCAUCUCUGGGACAAACUUGGAUGAAGGAACACUCUUUAUUCCACCCACUACUGACUACACUGCGGAGGUCAUCACGGACCUCAUUAUAGCCAACUUUUCUCCGCCAGCCGUUCCCUCCGUCUCAGAAAAUCAGCUGGAAAAUGCAGCAACACGCUUGCUAGAAUUAUACCCAGAUAUACCCGCUCUUGGUUCGCCUUUCAAUACCGGAAACGACACUUUUGGGCUUAGUCCGGGAUAUAAAAGGAUCUCUGCUCUAUUCGGAGACCUCAGCUUCCAGUCCCAGCGAAGGCUAUGGAUACAGACAGCAAGUAAUGCGGGUGUGAAAACGUUCAGCUACCUGUUCACGCAGCCACAACCCACCAACCCGGCUUUCCUUGGAGUGUCUCAUGGGACAGAAAUUGCCUUUGUUUAUGGUGCUCCGCCAAACGCAACUGCUUCUGCCAUUGGAUUAAGCGAGGCAAUGAUUGACUACUGGGUUUCAUUCGCUACAAGUCUGAACCCGAACGAUGGAAAGGGCAUUCCUCGACUUAUGUGGGAGCAGUAUACUCCUCAGAAUCAAGUUGUCAUACAGUUGAACGGUGACAAUACGACCAUGAUACCUGACGAUUAUCGUGAAGCAGGAAUUGCCUUUAUUAAUUCAAUGCCUUUGACCUUUCACCACAGACGUUCCCUGUAAACAGACUAAUCUUGGAAUGACGCUUUGAAUUAAAAUGCAUUUACAUGUGCGGCUUCUUCAUUCGGCUCUGGGCGGCCUCCGUUCGCCUCAAAUUCUGGGCCCAAAAAUUUAGUUCUGAGGCUUGCUGGUGUUAUCAUGCAGACAAGAGGAUUAAAACGUGGGAUUUCCAGUUAUUGCGAGCGAAGCGAAGCAAUACUGGCUAGAGGGCUGAACCGGGAAGUAAACAAAUACAAAUUGUUGUC
This is a messenger RNA of Lentinula edodes (shiitake mushroom), 1904 nucleotides long. RefSeq names its product esterase 1. Bases 1 to 1662 code for a protein of 553 amino acids. Lineage: Eukaryota; Fungi; Basidiomycota; Agaricomycetes; Agaricales; Omphalotaceae. The transcript is spliced from 12 exons. The record is from RefSeq and is a predicted model, not a curated record.